GUAGAAGAACAAGGCCUGAACUCUUCGCCUUACUUGGAACUCUGCAAAAUGAUCCCCGACUUCUCCUCGGAGAAGACCCUUCGGGAGUUACCUCGGGCCACCUUCCUCCAGAAUGUGAGCGACAUCCUGUACAUUGUCGAGCAGAGACUCAAUGGACACACCUCGAUUAGGGCCGUCCAGUCCAUUAUAGGCAUCAGGAACAACCUCUGCUGCCUGCUCUGGACCCUCCCCGAGGCUCCCUCGGCCUGCCCGGCUCCCGGGAGCAGAGGGACCCUGUCCAUUCCGACCCAUCCGCCUUUCCCCUGGAAGAUGGAGAUGUGCAAGAUACUAUGGGGGUACCAGCGCUUCAUGCAGGCUGUGGAGAGGGUGCUAGAAACCUGGCCUCCGAGCCCGGGCCACAGCCAUAGGGAUAGACGUUCUCUUCUCAGAGCCCUGCUUGAGCAGAGGAGGCGAGGGAGGGCUGGCUGA
Messenger RNA from Gracilinanus agilis (Agile Gracile Mouse Opossum), 468 nucleotides. RefSeq names its product oncostatin M (gene OSM). Lineage: Eukaryota; Metazoa; Chordata; Mammalia; Didelphimorphia; Didelphidae. The annotation marks the transcript as partial. Gene Ontology annotation, cellular component: extracellular region. The transcript has a single exon. Gene Ontology annotation, biological process: oncostatin-M-mediated signaling pathway; immune response. Gene Ontology annotation, molecular function: oncostatin-M receptor binding; cytokine activity. The record is from RefSeq and is a predicted model, not a curated record.